AUGGCCGACAAGUGCCGUAAGGAGCCAAGGCCAAGGCGCAGUUUUCGGAGCCGAUUGGAUGCCAAGACCAGGAUCUCAGACCGAGUCGUUGGCGACGUGUCCCCCAGGCAGGUUAUCGACUGGGCUUUAACUACUGGUAUUAUGUCUAAUCCUUCGCCUAGGCGGUCCAUGAGACACUUGUUGUCACAGGAGCUCAUCUCCGAAUCCAUGGGUCUCCAAGGCUGCUGCGCGGCCAGUUUGCCGCUCACCAGUGCCCGACCAAAUUCAAGUGGUGUUAUAGCAGAUGCUGGCACAUCUGGAACACAUAGUAGCCACGGGGUGCGAGUCAAAAGCUCGCCUCGUGCCAGCGUAGGUGUCGGUAAAUCGCGUCGCAGAAACAGCUUACGCAUCUCGAGAGAAACUCGGCGGCUAUCGGCGUCGGCUUCGUCUCAACCUAUAAAGACUGGCGUGCCUCAGUACCUAAGCCAAUACAGCCCAGAGCGAAGUGUUGGUACUAGUUCCCCCCGAGAGAACGAAGCACAUUCAACUCAGGGCUUUGUGACAAGUCCAGAUCUACAGACAUCACAACCAGCCCCCAGUGCUGCGCACAGUCAAAUGGCGGUUGAAUCUGGAAAUGAUCGAAACGUGGAGAUGGCCGAUGCAAACGUGGUUGCUCAGGAAGAAAAGCCUCCAGAGAUGUUCAAGCAACCGCCGACACACCCCAUCACCGAAGAGCAACUAAUCAACGAAGUGCGCGGAAUCUAUAAAGGGUUGUUCAAGGUGGAGCAGAAGUGCAUGGAAAUCGACACGCAACAAGCGCAAUCAAAGGUCGAACUCUCACAAGCUCAGUGGCAGGUGCUCGUCUCCGUGCACCGAACCCUCCUCUUCGAACAUCACGACUUCUUCCUCGCCUCUCAACACCCUUCCGCUGGUCCCCUCGUCAAAGGCUUGCCGGCCAAGUACGGAAUGCCAGGUCGAAUGUGGCGCUACGGCAUACAUGCAUUUCUAGAGUUGCUGCGUCAGAAACUCCCCGAGUCGAUGGAGCACAUGCUCUCUUACAUCUACCUCGCGUACUCGAUGAUAACAUUACUACUAGAAAGCGUGCCCGAUUUCAGAGAGACUUGGGUUGAGUGCCUAGGAGAUUUGGCACGAUACCGGAUGGCGGUCGAAGAACUCGACAGAAAGGAGCGCGAUCUCUGGGCCGGGAUUUCGAGAUACUGGUAUGGGCAAGACGCAAAACGAAGUGCAGAAAAUGGCCGUGUUCAGCAUCAUCUUGCUGUGCUCGCUCGCCCGGACGUUCUCCAGCAGUACUUCCACUACAACAAAGCACUGAUCUGUCUGGACCGCUUUCCCGCUUCUAUGGGUAGCAUGAUCCAGCUAGCAACGCCUCUGAUGAGGGUGCCUGCUCACACGCAAAACUUGAUUGAUUCAUUCGUGACGGCCCAUGGCGCGCUCUUCUUGGAAGUUCCGGUGCAUGAAUUUGUUAACCGGGCAAAUGCGUUUCUUACUAUUUUGCGGACGGAGAUUAGCCGAGUCAGUCGGCACGGCCAGGCAGGCGUCCAGAUCACAUCUUGUAAUAUUUGUUCAAUACUCGAGUAUGGAAGGAAGAACGGGGUCAUGGAAAGAGAUUGGACUUUGAGAUUACGCAACCCAACAGCAGAGGAGAGGUCACUGGCAAUUCAGUGGGCAUCGACUGCGCCACCCAUCAAUACCGCCGCAUACACCGAUAUCGCAUCUCAAUUCGCGUUCCAAGCAAGCUCUCUCGCAUUCCAUACACUGAUUGUCAUGCUCGGCCAACCCGACGACCCGAACAUGUACGCCAGCGUGCACAUUUCAAUGGCAUUUAUCUGGUGUUUGACUCUCAACCCGGCCGCCAUCCAACGAUUGGAGCCGUUGGUUCCGUGGUCACUCCUCGCAAAGUAUCUGAACACAUUGUUCCGCCCCGACACGAUCAUCUCGAAGAUCGAAGACGAGUCUUUCCCGAUUCUCGACGACACAACCCCUAAACAGCUAUCGGAGGAUUCUUUGAUCAGAGGACAGGCGUGGAGUUUGCUUUACUAUCCAGAAGGAUUCUUUGACGACGCUCCACUGGAGGACGACAUACCAUACAUCGAACAACACUCGACAGUUAUUUCCAGAACACAUCGGUGUCUCUGGCUUGUAUUCUCGCUGGAUAACCUACGACCAGACGCACCUGUUUCAACCGACCCGAUUAGCAGAAUACUACGCGCCAAUCGCAGAGUCGCCCACUUCCCUCUCUGGAACCCUUCAUUCACCAACAACAUAGAAGCCCCAACAGACCAGGAGAUGCAGCGGGUGCAGCAAAUGUACAAAGUGGUUAUGGGAUGA
Molecule: messenger RNA, 2328 nt
Organism: Penicillium bovifimosum
Lineage: Eukaryota; Fungi; Ascomycota; Eurotiomycetes; Eurotiales; Aspergillaceae
Exons: 2
Coding region: 1-2328 (775 amino acids)
Biological process (GO): nuclear-transcribed mRNA catabolic process, nonsense-mediated decay
Cellular component (GO): telomerase holoenzyme complex
Molecular function (GO): protein binding; telomerase RNA binding; telomeric repeat DNA binding
Source: RefSeq, a predicted model, not a curated record